Trematomus bernacchii (emerald rockcod) is the source of this 2225-nucleotide messenger RNA. RefSeq lists its product as uncharacterized. Gene Ontology annotation, molecular function: nucleic acid binding. NCBI's taxonomy places the organism in Eukaryota, Metazoa, Chordata, Actinopteri, Perciformes, Nototheniidae. The transcript is spliced from 4 exons. Gene Ontology annotation, biological process: DNA integration. The record is from RefSeq and is a predicted model, not a curated record. The coding region runs from base 402 to 1460 and encodes 352 amino acids.
UGUUCGAACCAGAAGCUAAACAAAUGGGCGGGGCAGUUUAAGGUAAGACAUACGGAUGGCAGUAUCAUCGAAGAAGAAUCAGAUUCAGAAUCAGAUUCAGAAGCAGAUUCAGAAGCAGAAGCAGAAAAAGAAGCCGGAAAAAUGUCCACGAGAAACUUCAUCUUGCGUUGCAAAAGGACAAUAAAUGACUGCACAAGACUUCUCCAAACAGAUGAUGCCGGUCAUGCUGUGUUACAAUCCACAGUAACGAGGUUAGAAACCAUGGAAAGGAGCCUUGAGUGGUCACGGGGCAGGCUAAUUAACGUCCCUACAGUUGAUAUUUUACUUCAGGACCUUCGGGAAUAUAUACUUGAAGUCCGGAGAUCUUGGCCUACCACACCCGCACAACAAGGCAGUUCCACAUGCUGCGCUCUGGGACAUACUCCACCAUCUCAGAUGCUGCACUCGAUAACCUCAUCAAGGAGAUAGUGGCUGGGAAUAACCAGAUUGGCCCCGAAUCUGUCAGGGCACAGCUGCAGGCCCAGCAGAUGUGGAUACAGAGACGCAGAGUGCGGGACAGCAUGAGGCGGAUAGACCCAGAAGCAGCUGCACUACGAGCAAUGUCACAGAGACUGCACCGUAGAGCAUACCGGGUCGCCGGACCUAACUCCUUGUGGCACCUAGAUGGAAACCACAAAUUAAUAAGGUGGAGGAUUGUCAUUCAUGGGGGUAUAGAUGGGUAUAGCCGCCUGGUCGUCUUCCUCCGGGCCUCAGACAACAACAGGAGCACUACCGUGAUGGCGAGCUUCAUGGACGCGGUGGCCAAGUAUGGUGUGCCCUCGAGGGUCAGAACCGACCAUGGGGGCGAAAACAACUCUGUCUGCCUAAUGAUGAACAUCUUCAGAGGCUCUCACAGAGGCAGUGCUCUCCGUGGAAGAAGCACUCACAACCAGAGAAUAGAACGGCUCUGGGGUGACCUGUGGCGAGGUGUGAGCAAUGUCUAUUACAACCUCUUCAACUUCCUGGAGAGUGAAGGCAUAAUAGACAUAGACAAUGAAAUGCACAUGUGGGCCCUGCAUUAUGUCUAUCUCCCGCGCAUAAACCAUGACCUAUGGGUUUUUUUGGACCAGUGGAACAAUCAUGGGUUGAGGACCGAAAGACACCAGAGUCCCAUACAACUUUUUGUCCAAGGUUGCCUGGAACGGCAGGGCCAGACCACUUCUGCCAUGCAGAGCCUCUUUAGUGGAGGACAAGGAGAUGCUCAGGAGGAGCCAGAAAGAGAGGGUGGAGCUGAUGCAGGGGAUGUUGCAUUGGACUGGCCAGAGAGGGUCACCGUACCUCAAAACCAGCACCUGCUAAGCGAUGAGGACAUGGAGCAACUCACCGCACAGUUUGAUCCUCUUGCUGGUCGUAGAGGAGAUCUUGGACUGGACAUCAUCCGAAAUAUACUGUCAUUCAUGGCUACAUUGAAUGUUGUCUGAUUUUGUCACGGACAUGACACAUAUUUCACAGCGGCUCCUCCGCAGGCUGUUCUUUGCCCUUUGAACUCACACUAAUUGCCUUAAAACUACUACUUUGCACAAUUUUCUAGUGUGCAGUAUGUCUAUCCUAUGUUUUUAUGUUGUAGUAGUUUGUGUGUAUAUAUAUUCGAGUGAAUUUUAGUUAAAUAAAUUACUUUGUUUAAACAAUGGUCUCUCUCAAAAGACCCAAACUAUCCCUUUAAGUGCAGCUGUUGAUGUUCACGAAAAAAAAUAAAAUGCAUGCAGAUGGUUGGAGUCUGUAGCCAAACAGUGGUAGAUCUGGCCGUGGUGAGCAGUGGUGUGACUUCUUGCUGUUGUGGGUUGCUGAUAUGACAAGCGAGAACAGACCCAUUUUUUCUCUACCUACAUGCUUGUAAUUAGUUAAUUAAUUAAUAUUCACGGCUUAUGUCAGUUAACCUGAAUGUUGAGAAGUAUGUGUGGAGUCACUAAAAUCACAGUAUUUGUUCAGAGUAAUGAGAUACAAAUCAACAUAAGCUAUUCUUUGUGCAUAUCUUUCUUUCACAUAAUUUCUUAUGUCUCAACUUACUUCAUCUGACAUUGUUCUCUGCUUUGCAUUUGCGAACAUCACAGCCAUGUUCUCUACUGGGCCUGGUUUUACACCCUGUGAAUUGAAGCAGGAUAUAUAAAUAAUUAGAUGAUGUGUGUAUGAGACAUGAGUGUGUCAUUUCAAUAUUUGAUUUACAAUUACAUUGUUUUCAGACAUUC